AGCUGUUUAUGUUUCAUUGAUGUUGUGGUUGUGAUUGUGAUACGCUCGUCGCUAACUAAGGCAUUGGGCAUUGUCCAGCCAGCCCGUCAGUGUAUUGCCGGUCUGCAUUAGUGUGAACACACUGAAUAUGUGCUUUUGUGUGAUCAUUAGAAGUAUCAUCAAUGAAAUGUAAAACCAUAUGUGCAUCCGAGGUGAUCUCAUUAUUUGAAGUAGCGCAGUCGAGAUCCAGUAUUUAGAGGAAGCGUCUAGCUUUAUCACAGGGCGGCCCGGGUAGGGAGUGGUGGGACGCAGUAUUAUUACUCUGAAAACUUAUCGCUUAGGAAGUGAGAACGCGUAUCUGGAGCAGGCUCGGGCAAUAAACGAGUCUUUCUUUAGCCGAGCGUUGUAUUAAACAGCACAUAAUUUAUGUGCCAGUGUACGAAAGUCCAUUGAACCGCGUACAUCAUGGAUCAAUCUGGAAAGCUUUUACAAUUAAUCACUUUACUAUUUUUAUUUGUCUCACACAGUAUAGCCGUUGAAGAUAUUAAAGUUAUUACUGUUGCCACUGACGAUAACCAUGGACUGCAGCGGUUUCUAAGAUCUGCCAAAGUUUAUGGAAUUGACGUUGAGGUGUUGGGAAAAGGCAAAGAAUGGUCUGGUGGUGAUAUGAAUUAUGCUGGAGGUGGCCAGAAGAUAAAUCUUCUCAAGGAGAAAUUGUCAGAAUUGAUGAAGUUGGAAAAUAAAAAUAAAAUCAUUCUGUUCACCGACAGCUAUGAUGUCAUGUUCAUUGCAUCAUUAGAAGACAUUGUGAAGAAGUUCAAAUCAUUCACUGAUACUCGUGUACUGUUCUCGGCUGAACAGUUUUGUUGGCCAGACAGUAAAUUAGCCGCGCAGUAUCCCAAGACUGAAGUAGCAAAUCCAUAUUUAAAUUCUGGCGGAAUCAUAGGAUACCUUUCUGAAUUGUUUGAAAUUGUAAGUCAUAAGCCAAUUAAGGACAAAGAUGAUGAUCAAUUAUAUUAUACCAAAAUUUACUUGAACAAAGAAUUGAGACAAAAGCUAAAAAUAUCUCUUGAUCACAACUCUGCAAUAUUUCAAAAUCUAAAUGGAGCUUUGUCGGAUGUUCAAUUAAAAACUAACACAACAGAAGAUUGGCCCUAUUUAGAAAAUGUUGCUACCAAAGAAAGACCCCUGAUUGUACAUGCAAAUGGACCUUCAAAGUUGACUCUUAAUAACCUGGGUAACUAUCUGGCCAAGUCAUGGUCCAUCAAAGAGGGGUGUGCGUUAUGUAAAGAGAAAAGAGUUGAACUAAAGGAUAACGAGCUACCUAGUGUGAUGUUGGCAGUCUUCAUUGAACAGGCCACGCCAUUUUUAGAGGAUUUCUUACAACAGCUAAUUGACAUAGAUUAUCCAAAAGGAAAAAUCCACCUUUUGCUUAGGAAUAAUGUAGAGUAUCAUGAGACUGAAGUAGAUGACUUUUUCCAAGCUCACUCGAAGGAAUAUGCCACAGCUAAGCGUAUAAAGCCAAGCGAUUUCAUCUCUGAGGCUGAAGCAAGAAACAUUGCCAAAGAUCGGUGCAUCAACAGCGUAUGCGACUACCUGUUUGCCAUCGACAGUUUAUCUCGGAUCAAAAGUAACACAUUGCGCCAUUUACUGUCGUCGGGGUAUGACGUCAUAGCACCCAUGUUAGUGAGGCCAGGUCAAGCAUGGUCAAACUUCUGGGGGGCCAUAAAUUCCGCUGGAUUUUAUGCCAGGUCUGCAGAUUACAUGGACAUCGUAUAUCAUGUAAUCAGAGGAACAUGGAACGUACCAUUUAUCACAAACUGCUACCUGGUGAAGAUUUCUGUGUUUCGGGUGCCAGCAGCCAAAUCUAUCACUUACUCCAAGGAGGAUGUGGAUCCAGACAUGGCAUUUUGUACAAGUCUAAGAGAACAUGGUAUAUUCAUGCACGUCAGCAACGAGCUGGACUUCGGGCACCUCGUGAACCCGGAGAGCUAUGACAUCAGCCGCACCCACCCGGACGUGUACCAGCUGUUCGACAACAAGAUCGAGUGGGAGGCGCGCUACCUCCACGAGGACUACGCCACCAGCCUACAGGAGGGCAACAAGCCGUUGAUGCCAUGCCCAGAUGUCUACUGGUUCCCGCUGAUGACCAAACGGUUCUGCAAUGAAUGGAUCGAGAUUAUGGAAAACUACGGACAAUGGAGCGACGGGUCUAAUAACGAUAAGCGCCUCGACAGCGGUUACGAGGCGGUGCCGACGCGCGACAUCCACAUGAACCAAGUCGGCCUGGAGCGCCAUUGGCUGCAAAUCCUCAAGGAAUACGUGCGACCGCUGCAAGAGAUGGUCUUCACUGGAUAUUACCACAACCCUCCGGUGUCUAUCAUGAACUUCGUGGUGCGCUACCGGCCCGACGAGCAGCCCUCGCUACGGCCGCACCACGACUCUUCCACCUACACCAUCAACUUGGCCCUCAACACCCCGAACGUGGACUACGAGGGCGGCGGCUGUCGCUUCCUCCGCUACAACUGCUCGGUGCGCGACACGCGGCCCGGCUGGCUCCUCAUGCACCCGGGCCGUCUCACACACUUCCACGAGGGGCUGCGGGUCACCAAGGGCACCCGCUACAUCAUGAUCUCCUUCGUCGACCCGUAGACUUCCGUCAAUCACAGAAGCUGUCCUGAUUGGCUUACGUAGCGCUAUUAAAUAUUAUUAUGCUAGUUGACAUCACCAAUCAAUCGCCUCUCUCAUAUACCGAAUCUCAUGAGUAACAAAUAGAAAAUUUGGUCUAUACUUCUCACACUAGCCAGAUUGACUCUUUUGAGCUAUCAAAAUGCCUGACGUCAAAUUUUACCACCACAACUGACUUACUUAUUUCACGCUCAAUUGAAAUUGAAAGUAUUGAUUUACGGUGUCAACUACACCCUUGUUACUGUGCUCUCGCAACGACUUGCCUCAAUCAGGAUGACGUCUCUCGGAACACGCGUCUCUAUGCCUACACGGCGUAUCAAUUAGCUAAUAUUUACUCACUUUUAUUUUUGUAUAAGGCUAGUUAUUAAUACUUCUAAUGUAGAAAUCAUUACAGUUAUUCACUGGCAGGAAAAACGGGACGACAGUAAUUGCAUUUACAGUAGAUGUAUCGCUUGUUGUAGUAAAA
Messenger RNA from Ostrinia furnacalis (Asian corn borer), 3133 nucleotides. It is a transcript of the gene Plod, whose product is annotated as procollagen lysyl hydroxylase. Gene Ontology annotation, molecular function: iron ion binding; L-ascorbic acid binding; procollagen-lysine 5-dioxygenase activity. Gene Ontology annotation, biological process: peptidyl-lysine hydroxylation. The coding region runs from base 445 to 2631 and encodes 728 amino acids. Gene Ontology annotation, cellular component: endoplasmic reticulum. The record is from RefSeq and is a predicted model, not a curated record. NCBI's taxonomy places the organism in Eukaryota, Metazoa, Arthropoda, Insecta, Lepidoptera, Crambidae. The transcript has 13 exons.